Molecule: messenger RNA, 1777 nt
Organism: Panicum virgatum (switchgrass)
Lineage: Eukaryota; Viridiplantae; Streptophyta; Magnoliopsida; Poales; Poaceae
Product: hydroxycinnamoyltransferase 4-like
Exons: 1
Coding region: 71-1372 (433 amino acids)
Molecular function (GO): acyltransferase activity, transferring groups other than amino-acyl groups
Source: RefSeq, a predicted model, not a curated record
UCCAAGUCCCCAGCUAGCCCACCAACAGCUAGGGCGCACCAGCCGAACGCAGCAAGAGCCCCCGCGCGAGAUGGCCGCCACGGUGGAGCGGCUGACGACGGAGCUGGUCGUCCCGGCGGAGGAGACGCCGGCGGGCGCCGUGUGGCUGUCCAACCUCGACCUGGCCGCGCGCCGCGGGUACACGCCGACGGUCUACUUCUACCGGGCGGACGGCAGGCCGGGGUUCUUCGAGGCCGACGCCGUCAGGGACAGCCUCGCCAGGGCGCUCGUGGCGUUCUACCCGCUGGCCGGCCGCCUCGGGCUCGACGGCGCCGGCCGCGUGCAGAUCGACUGCACCGGCGAGGGCGCGGUGUUCGUGACGGCGCGGUCCGAGCGCUACGCGCUGGACGACCUGCUCCCCGAGUUCGUGCCUUGCGACGCGAUGCGGGACAUGCUCGUGCCGGCCACGCCCGCGCCCAACCCGCCGUGCCCGCUGCUGUUCGCGCAGCUCACCCGGCUGCGCUGCGGCGGCGUCGUGCUCGGCCUGGCGCUGCACCACUCGGUCGUCGACGCCAGGAGCGCCGCGCACUUCGUCGAGACGUGGGCGAGCAUCGCCCGCGGCGACGCGGCGGCGCCCGUGCCGCCCUGCUUCGACCACAGGCUCCUCAGCGCGCGGCCCGCGCCCAGGGUGCUGUACGACCACCCGGAGUACAAGCCCGAGCCGGCGCCGUCGGCGGCGCUCUCGGCCGCCGCCGGGGCCGGGUCCGCCUACGCGAGCGCCAUCAUCACGCUGACCAAGGCGCAGGUGUCCGCGCUCAAGGCGCGGUGCGCGGGCGCGUCGACGUUCCGCGCCGUGGUGGCGCUGGUGUGGCAGUGCGCGUGCCGGGCGCGGGCGCUGCCCCACGACGCCGAGACGCGGCUCUUCUCCAUGAUCGACAUGCGCGCGCGCCUGGCGCCGCCGCUGCCGCCGGGCUACUUCGGCAACGCGGUGGUGCGCACGUCGGUCUCCGCCACGGCCGGGGAGGUGGUGUCGAGCCCCGUGGGGUACGCGGCGCGGCGCGCGCUCGCGGCGACGAGCCAGGGCGACGACUACGCGCGGUCGCUGGUGGACUACCUGGAGGGCGUGGACGCCAUGAACCUGCCCCGGAGCGGCAUCUCGCGGGCGCACCUCCGCGCCAUCAGCUGGAUGGGCAUGUCGCUCCACGACUCCGACUUCGGCUGGGGCGCGCCGGCGUUCAUGGGGCCGGCCCUCAUGUACUACGGCGGCUUCGUGUACGUGAUGCAGGCGCCCGGCAAGGACGGCGCCGUCGCGCUCGCGCUCUCGCUGGAGCCCGAGAGCAUGCCGGAGUUCAGGAAGGUGUUCGCCGAGGAGCUCGCCCGCCUCGAGAUCUAGAGGAGCAAUGUGGCACGUCCGCCACCGCGCACGAACGAUCGAUGCGUUGUCGUACGGUAACUGAUGACGCCGGCCAAGAGUAGGUUGGUGGGAAGCGUAAUCGGGUAUACUCAUGCAUGCAUGACAUAUACCACCACAUACAGUACCAUCCAUCCGGGUUAGAGUCGUUAGCAUAAGCUUAUGUCACAUCAUUACUUUUGCAUUGGCAUGAACUAAAGCUAUGUAAAUUGUAAUCUACCACGUGAAAAAUUAUUAGCAGUAAAUUAUACGUUGAUUAACAAAUCAACCCUGUGAAUCUAUAAAACCUAUAUAGUUGGUCCCCACUAGAGAUUUCUCUCAACAUGCAAGCUGUCCACCUCAGCAAUGCACUAUCACAUGCAAUUAAAACCCACUAUGUUUUUCGCC